Molecule: messenger RNA, 3931 nt
Organism: Oldenlandia corymbosa var. corymbosa
Lineage: Eukaryota; Viridiplantae; Streptophyta; Magnoliopsida; Gentianales; Rubiaceae
Source: the annotation of a GenBank genome assembly
UAAAGGUGGGAAAGGAAGCGCUAGAGGGAAAACCGAAUAGAAAAAGAGGGAGGGAGGGUUUUCAAAAAAUUAAAAUAAAAAAAAAAGGGCAGAAAGAGAGGGAGCUAAGAGGAGAAAGAAAAUAAUGGAAAUAGAGGAAGAGAAGACAGAAGGCUUGAAAAUGGAAUGCGAAGGGGCAAUAGAGGAAAAUGUUGAUCUAGAAAGAGAAGGGAAAGAGGUGGGGGAAGAGAAUGAUGGCAGAAAAGAGCCAGUGGGCCUGCAAAUUAGGGAUUGUGGUGAACUGAUUCUGGGACCGAGGAAGUGUAGAAUCGUAGCGGAGCUGAAGAUGCAGCAACAACAACAGUCUAGGGUUGAAGAUGAGGAGGAGGAGGAGCUUGAAGAAGAGAAGAUUACGGGGGGAAGAAGAAAAAAGAGAAGGCGUCCUCGGGAAGUGUGUGGGAAGGAAUUUGUAGCUCAUGAAGCUUCAGGUGGCGAAUCUGAUGUGAUUAGUCGGAGGGAUGGCAGUAGCGAAAUCAAGAAGAGGCGAGGAAGAAAGCCAUCCAAAGGUUUAGUGAAACAGCAAGAAGAGAAUGAUGGGGUAGCUGGUGAGUUCUUUGAUAAAAAGGAGGAGGAACAGGAAGGAGUUGGCAAUAAGAAGAUUGAGAAAAAUGGGUCAGAAGGAAAAGAAGUAAAAGCAGAUGAAGAGGGGGUGACGCAAGAUAGGCGAACUCGUAGUGGUAACCGUACAUUACGAGAUAGGGUAGUUAAAAUAGAGGAAGCAGUACCCCAAGGGAGAAAAUUAAAAGAUGAAGAUGGUAUCUAUUUGUCCAACAUGUGUCAUCAAUGCCAGCGAAAUGACAAAGGAAGGGUCGUUCGGUGUACCAAAUGCAAGUCGAAAAGAUAUUGUGUUCCCUGCAUGACUAGAUGGUAUCCAAACGUUCCUGAAGAAUCUUUCGCUGAAUCAUGUCCUGUUUGUUGCAAAAAUUGCAAUUGUAAAUCAUGCUUACGAGUGGACCUGUCAACUAAGGAUGAUGAACUAAAGUUUGAAAGCACUGAACCAGAAAAGGUAGAGUAUGCAAAAUAUCUUCUAGGAACGCUUCUGCCUUUCCUGAAACAAUUCAAUGCAGAACAGAUGAUGGAGAAAGAAGUGGAGGCUAAACUUAAAGACUUGCCAAUAUCAGAGCUUAAGAUAGCAAGUGCUGAGUGCGAGAAGAAUGAGAGGAUGUAUUGCGACCACUGCAAAACUUCUAUUGUUGAUUACCACCGGAGCUGCCCCCAUUGUUUUUACGAUCUUUGUCUUAUUUGUUGUCGUGAAAUAAGAGACGGAUGUUUGCAAGGAGGUGAUAAGGGGAAGGUCCCAGAGUUCAAAGACCCGGGGGUUGAUUACUUGCAUGGUAUUGAAAAACCUAAAUCGAGUUCCGGCAGGCCCAGAAAUGCUACACGAAGUAGGUCUAAAGCUGAUGCGAAUAGUAAUUGCAUUGAAGUUGUAGAUAGUCUUGAGGAUCAUGUAAAGUUAGAUUAUGAAUGGAAACUUAAUGAAGAUGGUACCAUCCCUUGCCCUCCCCUUGAGCUGGGUGGUUGUGGUAAAGGGGCUUUGGAACUGAGGUCUGUAUUAGGGGAAAAUUAUGUGUCAGAGUUGUUUGAAAGAGCAGAAGGAUUGGCGAAGAAACACAAAGUUGCAGAUGCCAUUGAGAUUCCUCAGCAGUGCUGUUCUUGUUUGAAGUCCCCUUGCGAAUCCAGUUCUAACAGUUAUAACCUGAGGAAAGCAGCUUCCCGAGAAAAUUCUGAUGACAACUAUCUAUAUUGUCCAAAAGCAGUAGAAAUUCAGCCAAAGGACCAGAAGCAUUUUCAAUGGCAUUGGAUGAAAGGAGAACCUGUGAUUGUGAGGGAUGUCUUGGAAACUACAUUGGGUUUGAGCUGGGAACCGAUGGUUAUGUGGAGGGCUUGUCGGCAAAUAAAGAAUGUAAACCAUCCUCUUCUAUUGGGCGUGACUGCCAUAAAUUGCUUAGACUGGUGUGAGGUAGAUAUUAAUAUCCACAGGUUCUUCGAAGGUUACUCCCACGGGUUAGUUGAUGAUUAUGGAUGGCCACAGAUUUUAAAGUUGAAAGAUUGGCCUCCUUCCAGUUUUUUUGGGGAGCGUCUGCCUCGUCAUAAUGCAGAAUUUAUUAAUUCGUUGCCUUUUAAAGUGUAUUCUCAUCCUCAUAGCGGUGACUUAAACCUUGCGGUGAAGCUUCCAAAAGAAUCUCUGAAACCAGACUUAGGACCGAAAACAUAUAUUGCUUAUGGGGUUGCACAAGAACUUGGACGUGGGGACUCUGUCACAAAACUUCAUUGUGAUAUGUCCGAUGCGGUGAAUGUGUUGACUCAUACUGAAGCAUUUUCCCUCAAGCGUGAAACUCUUGAAAAAAUAGAAGAGUUGAAAAAGAAACAUGUCGCACAGGAUGAAAAGGAGCUCAAGAGAGAGGAAAAGACAUCCAAUAACAUGGUUGGAUCGGCAAUAGGACAUGUGCAAAAUAAUGAGAGAAAUGAUCACUUCACCGCUGGAACUGUUGAUAAUUCUUCUAUUGCCGUGGAGGUGGGUGUAACCUAUAAUGCUCAGACUGCGGACAUGGGUUUGCUAAGUACACCAGAAAUUAAUGAAACAGGGGUAAGUGCGAAACUGGAACAAGAAGUUAAGGAGGAAGUUGUUCAAGAAACUUCAAGCACUUUAGAAGGGUUUGCAGACAUGGAUAGUGGUGCUUUAUGGGACAUAUGGAGGAGAGAAGAUGUACCCAAAUUGGAACAAUAUCUCAUGAAACAUUUUAAGGAAUUCAGGCAUAUAUAUUGUCAGCCUCUUGAACAGGUGGUUCACCCAAUCCAUGAUCAAACUAUGUACUUAACCAUGGAACAUAAGAGGAGGCUUAAGGAAGAAUUCGAUGUGGAGCCGUGGACUUUUGUUCAAAGACUAGGGGAUGCUGUAUUCAUUCCUGCAGGGUGCCCUCACCAAGUACGGAAUUUGAAGUCGUGCAUAAAGGUUGCCCUCGACUUUGUUUCUCCCGAAAAUGUUGGUGAGUGCAUCCGCAUGACUGAGGAGUUUCGAGUACUUCCUCAAAAUCAUAGAGCUAAGGAAGACAAAUUGGAGGUGAAGAAAAUGACUGUUUAUGCAAUGCAAAAUGCCGUCGGUGCUCUGGAGAAAAAAAUUAGGUAAAAGCAAGGCAGAUGAAUGAGAUGUUUGUUAAGGCAAGACACUCGCUUGUGGUUUGAGUCACUCUGUAGAUGCUAUGGAACUUUUGGUAGGAUGUGUAUGCCGCCUAAAAUGGACUACGUUUGUAAAAUUGUAAGGAGCUAAUAUCAUUUUAGGUCUACUAAUGAAAGUACGGCUCCCUUACGUUAAGUAGUUGUCUUGUUUGUAGUUGUAGUAACAGACUAGCUGGGGCAUAAUUUCCAUGCAAUAGAUGUAUGUUUUGGUUGACAAUAUGUAUGCUCAGAGGAAUCAAUUUCCACGAAGCAUAUCAGCAAUCAUUGUCAUUGGUGAAAGUAAAGUGCCUUUCAGGGCCAAUGCUUUCAAACAAUUUCUCAAAGCUUGGAGCAUUAGGAUCUCUGCGAACGCUUUCCUAGAGUACUCCUUUCCUCGAUGGCAUUGGACUCCGGACACUUUUACAUGAACCAUUUUACUCAAAUUCUAAAGUUUACUUCUGUUGAAGCUCAUGUACUCGGAAAACAUUUUUGUGACAUACUUUUUCCGGUCAGUCGAAUAAGUUAAAAUUGUACCAUAACAAAUAUAGUAUUGGACGGCAUGGAGUAUUUAUUAGUUUUUUUUUUUUUUUUGAAAGGAGUAUUAAGAGCAACUGAGAUUAUUCCAAGAGAAGAAACGAGCAUAUAAUAGGUACACUUUUUUUUUUUUUUUUUGGAUUAUAAACACAACUUCCUCUGCCAAAAUUCAAAAACCAAUCCCCAUUCAAAUAUUCACCCG